This is a messenger RNA of Pimephales promelas (fathead minnow), 1079 nucleotides long. The record is from RefSeq and is a predicted model, not a curated record. NCBI's taxonomy places the organism in Eukaryota, Metazoa, Chordata, Actinopteri, Cypriniformes, Leuciscidae.
GGCGAGAACGCGCAGAAGAAAGAGACUGUGACGCGAGUUAAGCGCGACGCCGGGAGCUGAAGGACGGCGACUGUGGAUUAUUAAUAUUAUUAUAUUAAUGUUUUGAGUGAGUGGAUCUAUAGUUCGCGAUUGAGGAUGAGCGUCGGUCUGCUGUCACGCGCACUGAGCGCGCUCUCUGUGUCGCGCGCCGCCUCGUCACCUCAGAUCGCGAGUGUGUCCGCGGCUCUGACUGGAAAUCGCAGCUUCAUGACGAGCGCGUGUGUGUGUCAGAACCGGAGCCUGUGGAAACAGAGAGAGAAGUACACCGUGCGACCGAUCGGCAUGAAGAAGACCGGGGGACGAGAUUACACAGGGAGGAUCGUGACUCACGGUAUCGGCGGCGGACACAAGCAGCGUUACCGUAUGAUCGACUUCCAGCGUCUGCGCUACGAGCCGGGCCGCGAGGACCAGCCCAUCGUGGAGAAGGUGGUGGAGGUGCGGUACGACCCCUGCAGAUCUGCUGACAUCGCGCUGGUCGCCGGCGGCAGCCGCAAGCGCUGGAUCAUCGCCACGGAGACCAUGGAGGCGGGAGACGUGAUCCGCUCGUCCAGCGCCAUCGGACGCAUGGCGGUUCUGGCCAAAGAGGGAGACUCGCACCCGCUCGGGGCUCUGCCCAUCGGCACACUCGUCAACAACCUGGAGCUGCGGCCCGGCAGAGGAGCUCAGUACAUCCGCGCUGCAGGUCCGACACACACACACACACACACACACACGCACACACACACACUGACUGUGACUCUGGUGUGCAGGGACCUGUGGGGUGUUGCUGAGGAAGGUCAACGGCACAGCCAUCGUCCAGCUGCCGUCCAAACACCAGAUCCAGGUGUUGGAGACGUGUGUGGCCACAGUGGGCCGAGUGUCGAACGUGGACCACAACAAGCGCAUCAUCGGGAAGGCGGGUCGGAACCGCUGGCUGGGCAUCCGGCCCUCGAGCGGCCGCUGGCAGAGGAAGGGCGGCUGGGCCGGGCGCAAGAUCAGACGCCUGCCACCCAUCAAGAGCUUCGUCACGCCCGCGCAAUAAACUGAGCGUCGCAAUAACA